AUGACUACAAUUAUAGUAAACCCUACUUUCGACGUACAUUCCGAAGCACACACUAAUAGCCGUCACGGAGACCCUGACACCCCAUCUAAAACUACUGGUGCUGUUCAGCCAGAAUCAGAGUCUUCAGUAAUAACUAUCACUGAAAGGAUUAAUAUUGAGGCACAGGGAGGACCUGGAGGUCACGGGAAAAUGGAUACAGGAGCUAAAGAGGACAGGGAGGCGGAGGCUAUGACAGAUGACAUAACAAUGGUGAAAUGUGAUAGGAUUAUACGAAAAGGUGACAUGAACUCUAUGAUUAAUGCGGUACCAUUUGGAAACAAUUUUGACACUGGUGACUCGGAAAACAUUUGGGUUGUAUUGGUAGCAGGGUCGGGUGGCUGGUUUAGUUAUGGUGCGCAGUCGGAUGUAUACAAGGCGUACCAAUUGGUUCACUCGCAGGGCAUACCCGAUGACCACAUAAUAGUCAUGCAUCCGGACGACAUAGCCUACGAUAAACAGAACCCAACCCCUGGGGUUAUAAUCAACGCUAUUAACGGCACUAAUGUUUACAAAGGGGUUCCUAAAGACUAUACUGGAAAUGAUGUCACCACCAAGAACCUAUUUGGUCUACUUAACGGUGAUUCUGAGUUAGUUAAACAGGGAAAGAAAGUGGUCAAAAGUAAUCCCAAAAAUCGUAUAUUUGUGUACCUAAUGUCGCAUGGUGAUACAGGUUAA
Oppiella nova is the source of this 714-nucleotide messenger RNA. The record is from the annotation of a GenBank genome assembly. Lineage: Eukaryota; Metazoa; Arthropoda; Arachnida; Sarcoptiformes; Oppiidae.